This is a messenger RNA of Otolemur garnettii (small-eared galago), 392 nucleotides long. Its product is annotated as glutathione S-transferase alpha I-like. The record is from RefSeq and is a predicted model, not a curated record. The transcript has 2 exons. Bases 51 to 281 code for a protein of 76 amino acids. Lineage: Eukaryota; Metazoa; Chordata; Mammalia; Primates; Galagidae.
AUCUGCUGCUUUGAUUUCCCUAGGUAUUAAAGAGCCAUGGACAAGACUACAUGGUUGGCAACAGGCUGAGCAAAGCUGAUGUCCUCCUGGUGGAACUUAUCUACAACAUGGAAGAGCUGGACCCCAGCCUUACUGCCAACUUCCCUCUGCUGAAGGCCUUGAAAACCAGAAUCAGCAACCUGCCCACUGUGAAGAAGUUUCUGCAGCCUGGCAGCCAGCGGAAGUUCCCCUUGGAUGCAAAAGCUUUAGAAGAAGCCAAGAAGAUUUUCAGGUUGCCAUAAAGCUGGUGCUGGUGCUUUAUGGCAACCUGAAAAAAAUCUGAUAUGAGAUUUCCAAUCUCCUCUAAACUCCCUCUCUCUUGGAAUUAAAUACGUAGUACAAAGGAAAAUGUA